Kalmanozyma brasiliensis GHG001 is the source of this 3171-nucleotide messenger RNA. Its product is annotated as Glutamate/phenylalanine/leucine/valine dehydrogenase, C-terminal. The record is from RefSeq and is a predicted model, not a curated record. Gene Ontology annotation, cellular component: mitochondrion. Gene Ontology annotation, molecular function: L-glutamate dehydrogenase (NAD+) activity. Lineage: Eukaryota; Fungi; Basidiomycota; Ustilaginomycetes; Ustilaginales. The transcript is spliced from 2 exons. The coding region runs from base 1 to 3171 and encodes 1056 amino acids.
AUGGCUCCAUCGAUAGACCACGCUGCAAGCUCGCAGCAGACUUCGUCCUUGGACGACAUCUCCAAGGUCAAGUCGGCCCUCUUGAGCGUCUCCAACUCUACCCCGAGAAGCGGCUCGCAUACCCCUAUCGACCACGUCAUCGCCAACAAUGCUGGCUACACCGACACCGUUUUCGAGGGCAAGGCCGACCAGGCCGCUCAAGUCAAGCAGCUCCUCUCCAGCAAAGGCUUCAUGCCCCCAGAUCUCGUCACCGCCGAGGUGGACUGGUUCUACCAGAACCUCGGAAUCGACGAUACCUACUUUGCUCUCGAGAACGUAGAGACCGUCGCGGACCACAUCCUCGCGCUCUUUGGCGCCAAGAUCAUGGCCUACACCAAGCACUCCAACAGCCUCGAGAUUGACCUCGAAAAGGAGUCCGAAAACGGCGCCGUCUUCAUCCACUCGUCGCAAGCCGGCAAGUCGCAAGCCGAUGGCCCUCAGUGGGAGCGACGCAUCGACGCCAACUACCUCGACAAGUCGUCCGUAGACAAGGCCUACCGACUCGAGACCUACCGUUCCGCCGGCUCCGUCUCGGCCCAGUCGCAGCAACAGCUUCGAUGCUACUUUUUGGCCAAGUGCAACUUUGUCGAGCCUCGACCUGCUCCCGACUCGCCCCACUACGCCGACAUCCGUGCCGUCUCCGACAAGACCUUCCUCACCAAGGCGAGCGACAACACGCUCGACAUCUACCAGAGCAUCAUGGACGAGGUUCUCCGCCGACAGGGCCCCGUCAUCGAAAUGUUCGAGGUCGAGGGCAGCCGAGAGCGCAGGAUCGUCAUUGGCUACCGCAUGGGCACCACCAACAGCUUCUUUAGCGCCCUCUCGGAUCUCUACCACUUCUACGGCCUUUUCUCGUCGCGCAAGUACGUCGAGCAGUUCUCCAACAACGUCACCAUCAUCUCGAUCUACCUCAACCCGCUCCCAGCGUCCAACAGCCCUCCCAUCGAGCACUCGAUCCACCAGGUCAUGAAGGAGGCGUCCCUCAUCUACGUCCUUCCGGACAACCCCUUCUUCCAGCCUGCCCUCGCGGAGAACACCCACGCGGUCCAGGAGGCCACCUACGCCUACGUCGGCUGGCUCUUUGCGCAGCACUUCUGCAACCGUCUCGGUCAGGCGUACCAGGCGUUGCGAAACGUACUCAACGAGAACGACUCCCAGCAGGCCGCCAUCCUCAACGAGAUCAAGCUGCGUUUCCGUGAAGAGACCUUCACCCGUCAGUCGAUCCAGGAGGUCAUCGAGAGCCACCCCACUCUCAUCCGCUUGCUCUACGUUCACUUCGCCAACAUCCACUAUCCCGGUGGCGCCGACGAUCAAGAGCUCGUGCCCACCCUCUCCUUCCAGCGCCUCGUCAAGGAGGAAGUGCUCACCGACAAUGAGAUGUACGACCGCAUCCGCAAGGCUGCCAACAACACGCACGAGCGUCAGGUCCUCGAGUCCUUCCUCUUCUUCAACAAGGCCGUCCUCAAGACCAACUUCUAUACCCCAACCAAGGUCGCCUUGUCCUUCCGUCUCGACCCUGGCUUCCUUCCCGAAGUCGAGUACCCCGUCAAGCCCUACGGCAUCAUCUUUGUGGUUGGUGCCGAGUUCCGUGGCUUCCACGUGCGUUUCCGUGAUGUCGCCCGAGGUGGCAUCCGCAUCGUCCGCUCCAGGAAUCGCGAGAACUACUCCAUCAACCAGCGCACACUCUUCGACGAGAACUACGCCCUCGCAUCGACACAGCAUCUCAAGAACAAGGAGAUCCCAGAAGGUGGAGCGAAAGGCACCAUCCUGCCGACGCUCGAUGCCAACCCCAAGCUCGCCUUCGAGAAGUACGUCGACGCCAUUCUCGACCUGCUCAUCAAGGGCCAGACACCCGGUGUCAAGGAGGAGAUCGUCGAUCUGCUUGGCAAAGAGGAGAUCCUGUUCCUUGGUCCUGACGAAGGAACGGCCGACCUCAUGGACUUCGCCGCCGAGCACGCUCGCGCUCGUGGCGCGCCUUGGUGGAAGUCGUUCACCACCGGCAAGACAGCCGCCACGCUCGGUGGUGUGCCUCACGAUGUCUGGGGUAUGACCUCGCUGUCGGUGCGUCAGUACAUCAUCGGCAUCUACAGGAUGCUCGGUCUCAAGGAGCAGGAGGUCACCAAGGUCCAGACGGGUGGUCCCGACGGCGAUCUUGGCUCCAACGAGAUCCUGCUGUCCGUCGACAAGACGGUCGCCAUCAUUGACGGCAGCGGUGUCAUCUACGACCCUGCCGGUCUCAACAGGCAGGAGCUGGUGCGCCUCGCCAAGGCUCGUAAGAUGAUCUCGGACUUUGACGCGUCCAAGCUCAGCGCCAACGGCUACCGUGUCUUGGUCGAGCAGAACGAUGUCAAGCUGCCUACCGGCGAGAUCAUCCCCGACGGUGUUGCUUUCCGAAAUUCGGCUCAUCUGCGAUUCAAGGCCGACCUCUUUGUUCCCUGCGGUGGCCGUCCCGAGGCCAUCAACAUUUCCAACGUCAACCAGCUCUUCGACCAGGACGGCAAGCCUCACUUCAAGUACAUCGUCGAAGGUGCCAACCUCUUCAUUACCAGGCAAGCGCGUCUCGAGCUCGAGAAGCGUGGCGUCGUCCUCUACCCUGACGCCUCGGCCAACAAGGGCGGUGUCACCUCGUCGUCGCUCGAAGUGCUGUGCGGUCUUUCGCUGGAGGACGCGGAAUACGUCGAGUCCAUGCUCUUCAAGAACGGCAAGCCGACCAACUUCUACCUCUCGUACGUCCGCGACAUUCAGACGAUCAUCGGCCGCAACGCUCGCGCCGAGUUUGAGGCUAUCUGGCGCGAGAACAUCGAGUCUGGCAAGCCGCGAUCCACCAUUUCGACCGAGCUCAGCACCACGCUCAACAAGCUCUCCGAGGAGCUCGAAGCGACGGACCUUUUCUCUAACGAGCAGCUCCGCUCCGCUGUGCUUGGCCAGGUGUUCCCUCCUACGCUCAUCAAGAAGGUCGGCCUCGCCAAGCUCAUCGAGCGCAUCCCCGAGGCUUACGCUCGCUCGGCGUUCGCGGCAAAGGUUGCCGCCAGCUUCGUCUACGCCAACGGCCCCAACGCCAGCCACGUCGACUUUUACAAGCACGUUUCGACGCUGCUGGCUCAGCCAUCGCCCUCAGCGACACAGCAGUGA